UCAAAUAUUACGGGAUAGAGUUAGCCAUCACAUGAACGUCACUGUAAAAACGUAAUAGGCGUAGCGGCCUGAGUAGAUGUCAUUCUUAAAAGCUGUAAUUCGGCACUUUCACAUCCGUUACUCGUUCAUGCAGUUCCUCUGAACACCUACUGUGCUGUUGGACUCAAACAAGCAUUUCAACGGGCGUUUAAAAAACAGCACCUGAACCAGGUGGAUGAUUGACUGGACAGACAGUGAAUGCUAGACACACCAGUCACUGACGUCACACUGUCAACAGCAGAAGAGCAGAUGGAUGUAGUUACCUGGACGUCGUUAAAUUGACAGGAACAUCCUGGAUUGUGUACCACAGUGGAAUUAGCAGACAAGUAAUGGACAUACACAAGGAUUCCUCAUCUAUGGAUUUCAAUGGAGGGGUUUUUGUUUUUCCCUUCCCAGAAAACUGAAUUUUUAGUCUACCACUACACCAUGUCUCUAUCGAUGCAGAGGAAGUUCAGGGCAUUUACUGUGUUAGUAUGCAUUGUAAUUUUCACCACGUUCCUCUUCAGUUACUCCUUGAGAGAUCCCUCCCUGUACUUCUUCAAAUAUGCCAUCCACAAGUCGGACAGCUUCUUCUCUAGUGGCCAGUGUGGCUGUCGACAGUGUAUGACAGAGCUGGAGGAUGACCCCUGGUUCAUAGAGCGGUUCAACCGGUCGGUUCCCCCUCUGAUGUCUAGGAAGAACAGCCUGCUGACUGACGACACAUACCACUGGUGGCAGCAGUUGCAGAAAGAGGAGGACCCAGCCAACUUCAGUGAGGUGGUGGAGAAGUUGUUCCAGGUCAUCCCUGAUGAUGACGACCUCUACAUGGACGCGGGGCCUGAGCGCUGUAGGACCUGUGCUGUGGUGGGGAACUCUGGGAACCUGAAGGGCUCCCGCUACGGACCCCUCAUCGACUCCAGUGAUGUCAUCAUCAGAAUGAACAAUGCUCCUACCUCUGGCUUUGAGAAGGAUGUUGGGAGCCGGACUACGCAUCACGUCAUGUACCCAGAGAGUGCCAUAGAUCUGGACAAUACCACCAUCCUCCUGCUCAUCCCCUUCAAGACUCUGGACCUGCAGUGGAUCAUCAGUGCCUUGACCACCGGCUCCAUCGAAAAAACGUACAUUCCUGUACCGUCCAGGAUUAAGGCAAACAAGAACAGGGUGUUGGUAUACAGCCCAACCUUCUUUAAAUAUGUCUAUGACACAUGGCUGGAGAGUCAUGGCCGAUAUCCCUCCACUGGCUUCCUCAGCCUAUUGUUUGCUGUGCACAUCUGCGAUAAGGUGAAUGUCUACGGGUUCGGAGGGGACCAGUACGGGAACUGGCACCACUACUGGGAAAAUAAUGACCAGGGAGGCGCAUUCCGCGAAACUGGGGUGCAUGAUGCGGACUAUGAGUACAAUGCCACCCUGCUUCUGGCUGACAAACACAAGAUCAGUAUUUUCAAAGGCUUAUGAUAUUGGGAGAUGUCACUGGCCUGAGACCAUCAAGCCUCAUGAACAUAAAUCCUGUCAACUCAGAGGUUACCCACUGGGGAUAAACUGGUUGAAUUAAAGUUGUUUCAAUGUAAUUUGUCAAUGUAUUGUGAUGUGGAAUGAAUGUGUAAAAUGUAGUGGAUUUGCAAAAAGCAAUUUACAUAAACUGUUUCAACCGGGAUUAUGUGAUUGUAACCAAUUUUCAACAUAAAGAAAAAGCUUGUAUAAAAUGUUACAUUUGUACCCUUUGAAACAAUGUCAGAUCUUUAAUGUCAGACCCCCCCAAUUGUCACGCCCUGGCUCUAGGGACUCUUUUAAGUUGAGCCAGGGUGUGUAGAGUUUAUGUUUUGUGCUC
This is a messenger RNA of Coregonus clupeaformis (lake whitefish), 1846 nucleotides long. Its product is annotated as CMP-N-acetylneuraminate-beta-galactosamide-alpha-2,3-sialyltransferase 1. The coding region runs from base 406 to 1473 and encodes 355 amino acids. Gene Ontology annotation, molecular function: beta-galactoside (CMP) alpha-2,3-sialyltransferase activity. Lineage: Eukaryota; Metazoa; Chordata; Actinopteri; Salmoniformes; Salmonidae. The transcript is spliced from 7 exons. The record is from RefSeq and is a predicted model, not a curated record.